CCGGACCCGAUUGGAUUGUCUCGCCUCCUGCCAUUCCUGUCCUCCCUCCCCCCUCCCUCUUCCCUUCCUCCCUCGCCCCCCCCCUCCCCUUUUGCCUCUGUCCUCUCCCGGAAGCCGUGCCACCAUGUCCUUCGGUCAGUUCCUCCGUUAUCACUCGACCAACACCCCGCACCUGAUCGUGUCCAUCUUCCUGUGCACUGUUGGCGCUGCCCUCCCCGUCUUCUCUCGUCCUCUGGUUGAGAAGUACAACUUCCUGCCGCGCCCGCACUACCCCACCAGCUUCUUCGAGUCGGUGGCCGCUGCCCCCCCCAUGCCGCCCAAGGCCGAGUAAACACGCGUCUGCUCAACCGCCAGUCUGUCUAUGCCACCAGUCUGCUUCUUCUCUCACCCAGAUUCUCACAUCGCGCGCGUCUGCAUGGCUGCCUUCCCACCCUCCUAGAGAAGCGGCUUGCUGCGCUUUGGCCCCUCUUUUCCGGGGGAGCCCUUCGCGUCCCCUUUUGUCCUCCAAUGCCUCAGAAAUAAACACCUCGCCCCGAAAGAGAGCAACCAAGGGAGAGAGCUGGAGCGAGAGAGAGAGAGAGAGA
Molecule: messenger RNA, 584 nt
Organism: Fonticula alba
Lineage: Eukaryota; Rotosphaerida; Fonticulaceae
Exons: 3
Coding region: 125-331 (68 amino acids)
Source: RefSeq, a predicted model, not a curated record